Molecule: messenger RNA, 4522 nt
Organism: Saccostrea cuccullata (small rock oyster)
Lineage: Eukaryota; Metazoa; Mollusca; Bivalvia; Ostreida; Ostreidae
Product: innexin unc-9-like
Exons: 3
Coding region: 183-1451 (422 amino acids)
Source: RefSeq, a predicted model, not a curated record
GAGAGAGAGAGAGAGUUUGAUUUUGGCGCGAAAUUGCGGGAUGAUGAAAACUUCCGGUUAAUGAAAGUGAUGCAAUGGACGUGGUGGGAGUUUGGGUUCAUUCAAACCAUCAAUCAUAUCAGUUGGCAAUGAGGCAUUGUGUAGAUAGAUUUGAUUUGGACAUUUAACUAUAUAGACGAAAUAUGUUGAGUACAGUUUUAGGCAGCUUAGCCAGUUUCUCAAAGAUCACGGGCAGUAGUGAUGACGAUUGGAUAGACCGUCUUAACCACCUAUGGACAGUGGUUCUACUGACUUUAUUUGCAGUGGUGACCUCGUCUGGUCAGUAUGCAGGUAACCCCAUCGAGUGUUGGGUGCCCGCAGAAUUCACAAGUGCGUACACCGCUUAUGCCAAAUCCUAUUGCUGGGUCUCCAACACGUAUUAUGUUCCUCAGGAAGAACCCAUACCACAUAGAGUAGCAGAUAGAUAUAACCAAGAACUGACUUACUAUCAAUGGAUUCCCAUCAUCCUUAUGUUUCAGGCCCUCAUGUUCAAAAUUCCUAACAUUGUUUGGCGUAUGUUGAAUGGACAAUCAGGUGUAAAUAUUGAGAAGAUAACAGCACUUGCUGAUACCGGGAUGCUGGGGGACCCAGACGAUAGAAUGAAGAAUAUCUCCCAUCUUGCCAAGUACCUUAAUCGCUGGAUCCAGACCCAUAGGGAAUAUAGGUACAAUUUCUUUGUCAAAGUCAGGGAGAAGUACUCCAAUGUGCUGUGUUUUUGUUGUGGAAAGAGAGACGGAACAUUUCUCACCGGUUUUUACAUAUUCACCAAAUUUUUGUACUGUGCCAAUGUAGUGGGGCAGUUUUUCCUACUGAAUGCGUUCAUGGCUACCGAUUUUAACAUGUUUGGAUUUGAAGUGAUUGAAAAUUUCAUUUUUGACAGGAAUUGGAGAGAAUCACCCCGAUUUCCGCGUGUGACUUUGUGUGACUUCAAAAUUCGCCAGCUUGCCAAUCUUCAGACCUUUACAGUGCAAUGUGUCUUGCCCAUCAAUCUAUUCAACGAAAAAAUCUUUACAUUUCUGUGGUUUUGGUUUUUCCUUCUAGCUGUUCUUUCCUUUGGAAACCUGUUCCAUUGGGUAUAUAUAAUAGUGUUUGGAGAAAAUAAGGUCAUGUACGUCCGAAAAUAUCUCAAAGCAUCUGGUGAAAUUCACACGAACUUUGAUAAGAAACUCUCGCGGAAGUUCGCGGAGCAUUAUUUACGUUCUGACGGAGUCUUCGUUUUGAAACUGGUCGGAAAGAACACAUCAGCCAUGUUCAUAUCUGACCUUGUUCAGUUAUUGUGGAAGACGUUUAAGGAGGAGAACUGUUCUCGGAAACAGAAUGGAGUGAUAGAAGUGGAGGUAGAGACACCCUUAAUGAAUGGAAAUUGUCAAAUGGGAGACAUGGAACCUCCUUCAUUGAAAAGCAAACUAUAAAUCUCAAAUGUUUAACAUGCCAAAAUCAAAAUGCCUUAGUUCAUAUUUUACAUAUGAGAAUGAAUUUGAUUGUUUAACAGAUUGAGAACCUGAUAUAUAUGUUUUUGUUUUUUUUUAUAGCAUGAGUACAUGUAUUCUAGAGUAGAUUUAUAUUUUACUGAUCAGUUGUUAUUGAAUGUUAGUGGUAGAAUUGUUUAGUGGUAGCAUUAGAUCUGUUUAGUGCUAGAUCUAUUAAGGGUAUUAAAUGUAACAGUAUAUUUGUUUUGAUUUCUCUUUGGUUCUACAUUUAAUAAGUGAAUGUUGUUAUGGAUUAUGUUGUCUUGUUGAUCUAGUCAAACACAUGGUGCUUUAGUUCUCACAAGAAGAGAAAACCUCAUGUUGUUUUUGUAGUUGUCUGUGUAAUGGUUUGUUUUUUUUAACUUAGUAUUUUCAAAGUCUUAAUUGUAUUGAGUUUAGGUUUGUUUUGUAUACAUAUGUAAUUAUGAUCAGGAUAAUAAAUCAUGAGUAUUAGUUUUUGUUACCACUAUACCAGUAUGAUAUAGGAAUGGUGGAAUAAUUUUGAGAUGUAUUAGAUUUUUUUUUUGAGGUGUAAACAUUAUUAAAUUUUAUAUUUUGUCAGCAACAGGUUAAUAGGGACCAGUUACCGGGUAAUAUAAUCCAUUUCAAAGGAAAUAUAUUUUUCUCUUUUAAUGUUAAAUAAAAGAUGUAUUUUUUUACUUCAAUGUUGCCACCAAAAACUAGUACUUUAAAUGAGCCAACUUUUCAUUCUUAUGUUACGUGUACUUACUGCCCAUCACAGCACUGCCUACUCAUAAGUCUUAAUUAUGUUUAUGUUGUGUUAAUUAUUUUUCCAUGUUUGUGAUAAUAUUAUUUUCAAAAGGCAUUUCUUUCUCACACGUUCAGAAUUUCAAUCUGUUUGCUCAUAAUCUUCGCCCACUAUGCAAUAAAAUGCAUGAUAAUUUAUUUUCUUUCAUAUAGAAAAUAAAUCUAGGUACUUUUGUGUAUUUAAAGAGAUUUAUUAUAUUUAACAUUCAGGGAUCAAGCUUUAGUGCAUGUACUUUAAUACUUUAUUUUAGAUGUACCUUAAUACAUUAAUAGACUUAGGUUUACUAAUUCUUUUCAAUCAGUUUAUGAGUUUUGGAAUACAUUGCCUGCAGAAAAAAUUUUAAUUCACCUGCUUAAGUUAAUCAAGAGUUGAACAAUCAUUAUACAUCUACUAAGAGCUUAACAGAUUUAAGCUUGAUAAUAAUAAUAAAUGAAUAGUAUUUGAUUACAGAAUGAUCAAAUGGUAUUAUUAUUUAUAUGUAACCAUAAAAUGAUGAAAUGACAAAGGACUUCCAAAUAAGGUCACAGAGGCUUAAAAGUAUUUUCUUGACAUUUGUUACACGGUAACACCAUUUGCAGUAGUAUUAGUUUAAAAUAUCUUUUUUUAAAUUCUGAUUUUAGAAAAAUUGUUGAUUUACUUUUUGAUGACAAUAAUUUAUUGCUAGGAUGACACAAGAAGCCAAUUUACAUGAGUUUAAUUAGAAGACGUCUAUCAUGUUCCAUCAGUCUAAGUUAUGACUCACUUGUUUUUGCUAAGGGAAAUAGUUUUUGGUUACUUAACAGUACAUGUUCUAGUAGAUACUUCAAGAGACUUAGUCAAUGUAAUUGUUAUAAACGAGGUAUUUUAAAGAGACUUUUCCUGCUUCUUACGAGUUUGACUGACGUUGACCUGUUUAUUACGACUGACUUUAGCCAAACACUCCCUAAGUGUCCAUAUAAAGUGUUGAAGACAAACCCAUUAUGGUGAAUAUUUUGUGAUUGAAAUCAGAUACCUUUAUAACCCUGUAUUCACAAUGUAGGUAGUAUAUGAGCGCAAGAAAGAUAGAUUAGUCUUUUAGUUAAAAUGCAUUUGGAACAUUAUCCAUACUUUAUCAGAGUAUCCUAUUUGAUCAGCAUUGUUAAUGUUCAUUAUGUUUGUUACUGAAAUCUAAAUUUUGUGUCUUUAGCAACUUUAAAGCAUGGUUAACCUAGCUCCCCAUAUUCCCCAAUGAUUUUUGUAAAUUGAUUUGAAUAAAGAUUAAAACUUAGAGAUCAGAAUAGAGGGUGGACUAAGGGUCAUAGGAAGGGGUCCAAGUAUGUUCAAUGUAAAUAACUGCAUAAAUUUCAAAAUUUUAAUUUAAAAAAAAAAAAUCAUUCCUGCCUCCCCCAAUAUCUAUCCUCCCUUCCUUUCUACUUUAUUUGCCCUUGAGGAUACAUGAACAAAAUGAAUGUUCCAAAAAAAAUUGUGGAAUAAAGGUUAAAAAUAAUAUUCAUAUUGUCAAGUUUGUACCUAGGUGUAAUUUAAGUGAAUUUGUAGUCCUGAAAAUGAGCAUCUACAUAUAAUUACAGUUUACAGCUUGAGAGUCAGUCACAUGAAGUGGCUUAAUCUUAAAGUUAGUGAUAGAAAAUUUCUAACAGAUGGUUUCAAUUUAGUGCUCUCACACUGCUGUUUUUUUGCAUUUUUUUUGUAGUUUUCAUGGUUUUACAAAAUAUGUUCAAAUACUUGAGCAUGUGCAAAGAUCUCAACAGAUUUUGAGUGGCAUUAUAUUGUGUAUUUUUUACGUUAUUAAUUGUUGUGCUAAGUAAUAUGUAGUAUUGUCAGAGGUGUAGGAUUAAUCGGAUUACUGUUGUAAUACUCUGUAGAAUUUUGGAGUUCAGAUUGAUCCCAGUUAUGAUUAAACUGGCAAAUUUCCAUGUCCUCCAAAAUUGAUGUUCAUAUAAUGAUUUCAUGUAAAUGUCAGUGGCACAUAAUGUGUAUAUCCUGACAAGCGAUGAGAAUUGUUACUAUAUAUUUGUACUGAUUACAAAAUGAUGUGUUUUGACCUUUGUUGUUUUCCCCCGUGACUGGUAUUCCAAUCAGUAUUUGUCUCUUUAACUUUUAGUUAAUAUUGUAAUUAUGUGUUUUUCCCAUCUCAUGUACCAAAUAUUCGAGGCAUUUUAUGUGAACAUCUCAUGAAUAUGGACCAAAUACUCAUUGCACUCAUUAAAGGAGCUGUAGUUCCAGCAGCCCCAAAUGUUGCUCAAUAAAUAAAACUUGAAUAUUCCAA